Messenger RNA from Mesitornis unicolor (brown roatelo), 483 nucleotides. RefSeq names its product Golgi membrane protein 1-like. Gene Ontology annotation, cellular component: Golgi apparatus. The coding region runs from base 16 to 483 and encodes 155 amino acids. NCBI's taxonomy places the organism in Eukaryota, Metazoa, Chordata, Aves, Mesitornithiformes, Mesitornithidae. The transcript has 3 exons. The record is from RefSeq and is a predicted model, not a curated record.
AACAGCUGCAGAGGGAUGAAGUCUCCACCUCUCCUUGUGGCUGCACUCGUGGCAUGCAUCGUUGUUUUGGGUUUCAAUUACUGGUUUGCAAGUUCUCGCAGUGUGGAUCUACAGGUUCGGAUCAUGGAUCUGGAAGGCAAAGUCCAGAGGGCGGCAGCGGAGAGGGGUGCUGUGGAGCUCAAAAAGAAUGAAUUCCAAGGGGAACUGGAGAAGCAGCGGCAGCAGAUUGACAAAAUCCAGUCCUUGCACAGCUUUCAGAUGGAAAACGCCAACAGAGUACAUCAGGAAGAGAAGGGUGACUUGGACAGACAGAAUGGGUGCAGUAAUUUCUGUGCAUUAAAGUGGUGUGGACAUAUGUACACAUCAGUACCUGAGCAGAAACUGCCAGAUAGUGGAGACUUGACGUAUCCUGAUCUGCGGCCCCUGGAGAGCAUUGGGGUUUCUUGGGAGGAGCAUAAUGAGGAAAUUGGCAGUGGUGCAUAA